Molecule: messenger RNA, 2858 nt
Organism: Amoebophrya sp. A25
Lineage: Eukaryota; Dinophyceae; Syndiniales; Amoebophryaceae
Source: the annotation of a GenBank genome assembly
GUUUGCCAGAGGGAGACCAGCCGAGGGAAAAUGUCAUUUUUUCCUGGGCCAAAAAAGUCGCUACUGCAAAUUUCCGCAGAGGCCUGGGUCGUUCUUUUGCGUGUGCCACAGUGAUCAAGACGCUGUACUAGUGGUAGGUGUUGACCAAACUCAAAACGGGCAUGCUGAGGAAGGUUCGGACCAAGUCCAUCAAGUUGUACCCUCUGUGCGAUCUUCAAAUACGGACAAGGACAUCAAAGAGUCAGCACCUGCACUUGCACCACCUGCAGCACCAACAUCUUCGACCACCACUUCUAACAAUAUUGAGAUCCCCAAAGCACCUCCACCAGCAAGACAAAGAGAAGCUAAGGCUCCUCGCAAACGCAUUCCGUGUCCUCUGGAUCCACGUCAUAGUAUCUACGAGGAUCAAUUGAAAAAGCAUUUGACCAAAUGUUCGAAACUAAUCCAAGACUUGUUUGUCCAAGCACAGCCUUGUUACAAACCCAACGUGAAUAUCGUUCCGGAAAUUGCUGCAGCGUCUGUUUGGACAGAGCCGAUGGAGUAUAAGGUGGAGGACGUUAUGGGAUUGCUUUUGACGCAGGAAGAUGGUAGUCGGUAUGCGAGCUUUAUGGACGUAGUAGAGAAGGAAAUGGCUGAGGCGGAAGCGAGAUACGAAGCGGAGCUGAAAAGGAAGGAGGAAGCACUGGUGGAGGUAGAAGAAGAAAAGAAUAUCCAAAGAAGGUCUUCAAAUAGGAAUACAUCAAUUUCGUCUAGUACAGUAAAUGGACGAGAAGCAGAGGAGGAGGACAGAAAAGGAGAAGCGACAACUACAACCUCCACCAAACCCGGCAAUGACGAGCACGAGCUUCCACCGGAGCACCAUGGUUCGAAAGUUGAUAUAGACUUCUGGGCGCCUAUUGUUCGAGCGGUAUAUGCGGCUGCGUGUGAGGCUCUAGGAGUGUCGGAUAUUGAACGGAAUGCUUUGGCGGAAGGUUCGGUGAUGGAAGACCACUACCAUGAUCAUGAAAAGAAUGAUCGUCUUCACCAGCAGGAAAAACUAGUACAAACAGCGUCCAUCUUGGAUCGUGUCGCUCAGGUCGUCGCCCAGAUGGAGAACGCCGAUGGCAAGCAUAACAUUCAGAACCGCAAUCUAGUCGAACUUUUUCUACGUUCCAAUGUUGUAGCACUGGGACAACUUGAUGCACUUGCACGAACAACAGAAGGUGCUAGCACAGACGCACCUCCAUCCACUGCUUCAGAUUCAUCUUCAUCCGAGAUGCUCUUGGAGUAUGGCAGUGGUAAAGCGGCUUUAUCGAGAUGGCUGGCAUUGGCCUGCAAAGAAGCGAGUCCAAAUUCCACUUCGUCCGAUACUACUAGACCAGCAGGAAGGAAGCAAUUUUUCGUCAUCGAGCGAGAAGCGCGACGAAAUAAAGCGGAAAAUCGGGUUGACCUAGAAACAAGCCGUUUGCGGCUGGAUUUGGCAGACUUCGAUUUGGCGCUUUUGUUGAAUGAAGCAAGGAAAAAUAGUACUAGGACUAGUGCUGCUGAGCCUGAGGGGCAGGGGAUCGAGAGUCCUACUCCUACAGCAAACAUUCGCACCACUGACCAAGAACAAGAAAAAACGAACAGGGAUGUUGCUGCUAGAAGAAGCGGUAGCGCGACACCUUCUUCAGUGGCGUCCUCUACUCCUCAUCCCUCUCCUGACAUCGACAUGCCUUCUAGUUCUUCGUCUACAACAAAUAAUAGAAUUGGAAUUCCAGAAGUCAACGAAGAACUUCCAGACGCUCAGAAAAGCAAGUCCUCUUUCUUUACAUCUCUACCUGCAAAUCAGCGCCUUCUUCUGGAUCAAGUAUGGGCACAAAUGAAGAAACUAGAGACCCCUGGCAGCAUCGUCUGUCAUGCGAAGCACCUUUGCGGUGGAGCAACUGACUUAGCUCUUACAAGUCUCCGCGACCUCGACAAGCGGGCUGCAGCUUUGUAUCAGUCCAAAAACAAGGAUAGUGCUGUAGUUGACCUUGACUCUACUGCAAGAGCCGUAGAAGAAGCAGAGGACUUGCACUGCAUUCCUAUCAUUGAGAAUGAAAAUGAUGAGAAUCCUACUAGUGUUGGGGGUGAAAUCUUGCCAUUCCCUUCCCUGAGCAAGAAAGUUGGCAUAGCGACUUGUUGCCAUCACCGCUGUGACACUCGUACGUACGUCGGAGCACCGUUCCUACAUGAGAUGCUCAGUAAGGUGAUGCUUGAAGCGGCCGCCUCAAGCUCAAGGAAAAAAGCUAAAGCAGUUUUUGUAGAUGAUGUGAGCAGGAACUUCGAGGUGGACUCUGCCUCUGGUGAGCAGAAUGUUCCUGGUGAGCAGAAUGUUGACCAGGAGAGGCAACGAGGACUUCUACAGAAAAAAAUUUCACUGCGUGAUUUUUUUGACACUCUGGUGAGUAUGAGUGGGUGGGCUGUCAGUGCGUGUGCCAAAGGGCCUAAAGGCAUGCUAGGACGAUUAGCCAAACGCAUCUUGGACUUUGGCCGCAUCUGGUACUGUCAAGAAGUGUUGCAUUUGCCUCAUACACGGUUACAAAAUUACGUGGCCCCUACUGUGUCUCCAGAAAACGCUUGCCUCCUUGCAAGCACAGAAAAACUGACGAACACGGGAAUAUGAAAGUGAAUGUGCUUUGCACCACGAAUUCGACUUCCCUGAUGAACUUCUAUCGCAAGAUAGAAGGAAUUUCUUUGCCCUGAUUACUUAUAUAGCAAACUACUGCAGCUAUCUCAAAAGAACAGGACUUGCGGAAUCGUAUGCUUGUUCUUGGAAACCCUAUUGUGUUUGUUCUAUGAAGGAGCUUCUAACUUGUAUGUUCUUGUCCAGCACGUGCACUUUUCCGCAAAUGAAG